Homarus americanus (American lobster) is the source of this 3618-nucleotide messenger RNA. RefSeq lists its product as uncharacterized. The record is from RefSeq and is a predicted model, not a curated record. Bases 1410 to 2195 code for a protein of 261 amino acids. Lineage: Eukaryota; Metazoa; Arthropoda; Malacostraca; Decapoda; Nephropidae. The transcript is spliced from 8 exons.
GGGAACGAGUGGUAGUUGUUGCGCGGACUCUGUGGUGAUUACACGCGGCACUCUCACUCUCUUUUCUGCUUUUAAGACUGAAACCGGUUCUCGAAACCAGUUGGUGACGUUACGAUUCUCCAUGAUGAUCUAACCGUACGAGUGGUCCAUACAUAACCGGGAUUUACGCGGACAGUGAUCAGGGUCAUACUGUGCUGAGAGAAAUACGGAGAUAAAAUAAUUUUUAUAAUUUUCCGUAAUAUGUGAUGAUAGUGGUGUAAAUACCAGAACUAAACAGUACUGAAUAAUUACACGAGAAGAUUGUGUUAAGAGAGGUGUGAGCGAGGCUACACUCUUAUCAGGUGAGUGUUGAAGGUGACAGGUGAAGCCUCUGACAGGUGAAGGCUCUGACAGGUGAAGCCUCUGACAGGUGAAGGCUCUGACAGGUGAAGCCUCUGACAGGUGAAGCCUCUGACAGGUGAAGCCUCUGACAGGUGAAGCCUCUGACAGGUGAAGCCAAAUUGAGGUGAGGCGGGUGGCCGCUUAUCUCACAUUACCGUUGGUACUACUGGCACUACUGUCUGGCUCAGGAUUGUCUCGUCGCCUACAAGUGGGUGCUGCUCCUGCCGUCCUUAACUCUAGGACGUCUACAGGACUCCCUCUACAGGAACCCUUCUUCAGCACAGCCUCUACACGAGUUACAGGUGUCAUGAAGGCCUCGUGAACCAUUAAGGCGUAAUAGUGAAUUAGAUGCUAGUGGCGUUGUGUUGGAGCACCAGUGGAAGCCUGAAGGUGUAGUGACGCCUCUGGUGGUGGUAGAGAAGGAUGAAGGUGCCGGAGACAGGCUUAGAAAAGGUACAUAGUGAACGAAUCUCCACUAUGGGGGCAAGAAAGUGCUACUGAAUCUUACUAACCAGUCGAGGAAAUAUCUCCCUAGUGUGUGUGUGUGUUUUAAGGAACAUUGUGUGGGGGGGGAGGGGGUGUUACUUGUGUUCCUUGGAAGAUGUGAUACGGAACAACCAGGAGCCAUGAUGAUGCAAGUAACGUUAUCUCUCUUGUUGUUGAGAUGAACUUGAAACACACGUGAGGAUGACUUGACCUGACCUGACCUACCACCUGACCCCUUACACAACACCACUUGACCUCUGUGUACUGGUGUCAUUAACAAGUGUAAUAAAGUGUUAACAAAAGUAUACGGAACAUGACCUAGCAGUGAAAAUAAAAGAAAAAACAACCCCCCCCCCUCAAAAAAAAAACCAUAAGAGGAGGCGGCGAACACAGAACCUAACCUAACCAUGAGCCGAACACUCCCCCCGAGGUGCACUUAACAUGAGGUAGCGACAGGACCUAAACACUCACUCACUCAGACGACUCUCGCCCCUGUGUGGAGGAGGAAUAAGGCCGGCGAUAACGAUGACUGGGCCCCCGCCAUGGGAUGUGGACGAAGUACACUUGGUAGUGAUAGUCCAAAGAAGAACAAGAAAAACGAGGCUGACUCGGACUGUGAGAGUGACGGGGACUCAGGCAGCAGCGCGGGCAGCUCCUCCAGGAAACAACAGCUAAGCAACAAGUUGGUGCCCUUUGGUGCAGGUGGUCCCUUGCUGGCCCAGGCGAAGGUCUCAGACAGCCAACACGAUUUCUUCAUGAUGCUGGACGAGAAGAUUGAAAACGGUCCAGACUACGACUCAGAGACGGAGGAGGUGGAGCGGCGGCGGCGCCUCCAGGAGUACGCUGAUCAGUGGAUGACCCUCACCAACACCCGGGCCAUGAGUCCUACCAGUAACUCCGCUGUGAGACUCCCUGAUGAGGACACGUGUGGUUCUGGCGACAUAACCGAGGAUGACGAGGACGACGACGGCCUAAACGAACCGGGACGAAUACCAGAUGAAGCGGUGCGCGAACAGUACAUGUUUAUGGGCAAUCUUUACACACUCACACACAUUCGUACCGACACUGAUAAGACAGAACCCAAAGUGGAUGUGGUGACGGUUCCCAAGCAGUGUCCAGUGGAGGAGACGAGUGUGGAGGACUCGGAAUUAGGCCACAAGCUCAAUGGGUCCGCGGUACCAGAGGAGUCGGAAGCAAAAGAGAAUGGAGUGGCAGAGGAUGGAGGUACAGCCAGUAGACCUCCAUCCAGACCACCUUCAAAAUCAUCUUCAAGACCUGCUUCUCUUAUUCUUAGAUCUGUAUUCCCAGCAGACACUGUACAGGAAUGACCCUCUUCCCCUGUGUGCCGAGGACAAGCUUAGCAGAUCUUUCACAGGAAGGUGCUGUGUGGAGUUAUCAAGGUUCCAGAGUAUAGAGUUUUGUUAUAAGUAGGGGGAGGUGGGGUUGUAUGAAGAGGAAGACACUCAUCAUAGAACUCAUCAUACAGUACACAAGAUGCUGCUACAAGAUGAACAAGACAUAGUUGGAGGGAGGUAAUAACGUGACUGAAGGUGUUGGUAGUGCCCCACCUGGUAACACUGCCAGUGCUACAAUCUCAAAAAAUGCACCCUAGUGUAUUGACUGCUGCUGAACAAACUAUAUAAAUAAUAAUUUUCAGAUAAAAAAAAAGAAAAUUGGCUCUGUGAUGGAAAAAGUGAAGUGAAAAAUCUGAUGGUUUUGAACCUUUGAUCAAACAGGAACAGUAGAAUAUUAUCAGUUAAAGAUGAUAUUCAGUUCUAAGCAAACAACGAGCCAAAAAUUACUGCUCAAAUUAAUAUUUGUCAGCUGUCAGUUAUAUACACAACUUGUACUGUGAUGACACAUCUAGAGUGAUCAAAUGUGGUAAUUUAGAAACUCCUCAGAAUAUUGAACUGUGAGACUAUAAGAGCUGAUGAUGGUGACUGUUACUCUGUCUACUUAAUAAUUCAGUCAUUAUCUCAUUUACCUCAUUAGGGAAAACUGCAUACACACACUUCACUUAUCAGCCAAAAAAAUUAGUACUGUAUUACAACUUUUGCUAAUUUUUAAAAAACUAGAACAUGGAAAAAAAAAAAGACAUUAAACUCUAUCACAGUUGUUAAGGCAAAAAUAACCUAAUUUUAUAAAUGAAGAUAAGAAGUAAUUUGAUUUUGUUGUACGUUGUUGUUUUGUAUUUUAAAUGCUGCCAGUAAACUUUUGAUAAAGUUCACAUAAAAGACAAAUAUUUGAAGUGAAAGAAGUACAGUAUGGGGGAUAAAGUUAAGUUAAAAGCAGGUAGGUAGAGUACUGUACUGCCCCUGUUAUGAUAGUUACCAAACACUUAGUCGGGCUGUGAGGACAAUUACUAUACAGUGAACCCUCGAAGAUCCGGACUAAAAGGGGGGGACCGCCUGUCCGGAAAAGUCGAUUGUCCGAAUUUUCUGGCGAAUAAUAAAUGAUAUAAGAAAUCCCCAAAAUACAGUACUAAAGGAGUGAUAAACAAAUUACCGCAUUAAACCAUGCAUUUACCUAUGAUAACAUAAUAAGAAACAUUGUAUCAUUACUAGAAAGAAUGAAUUAAUAUUCCCACAAAUGACAAUUGUCAACUCUGUUUAUGUUUCCCACCUCCUCGGGCACCUGUGUCCAAGCAACUGAUGGGUCAAGCAGCACCCACGGGCCUAAAAUGUUCUUUGCUCUGGUUUGGGAAUGUUUCUUAGGGAAACUUCUUAGCCCAGAACCCCCCAAUUUUUUUUU